AUGAAUGACAUAUCAUUUUCUAUAGGUUCCGAUUUGUCAGCCAAUAAUGGUAACAACAGAACUGAUGUUUCCACUAAUAACACAACAAAAAAUGUUAAGUUACUAACCACAUUGUCUCCGCCACAAUUAGCACAACAGCAUCAAACACAUAAAAGUUCUGUUUCUUCUGUAACUAAAAAUACAAAUACUAAUAACUAUAACACCAGUAUUAAAAAGAAACCCUCUGUUUCCUUGAAUACCGAUGGUAAUACAACUAGUAGUAGUAAUGCUUCAACUCACCCUAACUACCACCACCACCAACAGCAUCAUCAACACAUAGUCGGGAUACAUUAUGCAUUGGGAAGUAAAAUAGGAGAAGGCUCAUUUGGUGUGAUAUUUGAAGGUGUAGAUAUAUUAUCACCAAUGAAAUCGCCAGUGGCCAUUAAAUUUGAGCCAAGGAAGUCAGAGGCACCCCAAUUAAGGGAUGAAUUUAGAAGUUACAAAAUAUUGCAAAAUUGCAAAGGGAUUCCCCAGGCAUACUAUUAUGGACAAGAAGGUAUGCACAAUGUUUUAGUCAUCGACUUACUAGGACCGUCUUUGGAGGAUUUGUUUGAAUGGUGUGGAAGGAGAUUUAGUAUCAAGACUACUUGUAUGUUGGCCAAACAGAUGAUCAGUAGAAUAAGAACUAUACAUUCCAGAGACUUAAUUUAUAGAGAUAUCAAACCAGAUAAUUUCCUUAUUAGUCAAUACCAAAGAGCAAAAUCUAAGUUGAAGAUAUGCUGUUCUAGCAGUCAUGGUGAUCCUAAUUUAGUUUAUGUAGUGGAUUUUGGUAUGGCCAAACAGUACAGAGAUCCAGUAACUAAAGAACAUAUUCCAUAUAGAGAAAGAAAAUCGCUAAGUGGGACUGCACGUUACAUGUCGAUCAAUACACAUUUGGGCAGGGAACAAAGUAGAAGAGAUGAUCUAGAAAGUUUGGGACAUGUUUUUUUUUAUUUUUUAAGAGGUUCUUUGCCUUGGCAAGGCUUGAAAGCUCCUAAUAACAAAUUGAAAUAUGAUAAAAUUGGCCAGACUAAGAUGGCCUCCACACCGGAAUUUUUGUGCAUGAACGGUAAAUUACCUAAACAAUUUGGCACAUACUUGGACUAUUGUAGAAAUUUAAAGUUUGAACAGGAGCCUGAUUAUGACUAUUUGAUUUCUUUGAUGGACGAGGUACUAGCGGAGAAGAAUUUAGAUGAUGACGGUCAAUACGAUUGGAUGGGUUUGAAUAAUGGUCAUGGCUGGGACAUUAGAAUUAACAGGAGAUCUAAUCUGCAUGGGUACGGUGGUGGUGCAAACCAUCAUGGAAACCUUCCUAACAACAACACUACCAAGAAGAACAAUAAUAAUAGUAAUAAUAAUAACAAUAAUAACAACAAUACGAAUAUUAAUAUUAAUGCAAAUGCCAACCCUAACAAUGCUUCUUCACGUAGUAGGCAGUUGCAACAACAAACUAGAUAUCAACAGCAACAGCUACAGCAACAGCAACGCAAACUGCGUAAACAUUAUUCACAAAUACCAUCGCCCAAUAAUUACAAGAUAACUGGAGCUGGGAUCACUAGUUCCAGCGAUAAGUUGAUGUAUGAUGGCGAUAAUGGCGCGUAUUAUUAUGAUUCAAUGGGAUCCCUUAACAAUACUGGAAGAGCGGGUGUUGGUGGCAGCAAAUUAGCCAAAAACUUAAGGAGUUAUAGUAGCAACACUGGUAAUAUCCAAAAUCAACAUACUGAAUCAACACAUAAUAACAACGGCAGUAACAUCGGGGUUAGAAAUAGCAGGGAUCUUAAUGAUUUGGAAGAAAAUGAUGAUGAUAAUGUAGGAUAUUGUUGUUGUUGUAAUAUAUGUUGA
Saccharomycodes ludwigii is the source of this 1860-nucleotide messenger RNA. It is a transcript of the gene YCK3, whose product is annotated as casein kinase YCK3. Lineage: Eukaryota; Fungi; Ascomycota; Saccharomycetes; Saccharomycodales; Saccharomycodaceae. Gene Ontology annotation, biological process: peptidyl-serine phosphorylation; endocytosis; signal transduction. The transcript has a single exon. Gene Ontology annotation, cellular component: cytoplasm; nucleus. The record is from RefSeq and is a predicted model, not a curated record. The coding region runs from base 1 to 1860 and encodes 619 amino acids. Gene Ontology annotation, molecular function: ATP binding; protein serine/threonine kinase activity.